Molecule: messenger RNA, 5490 nt
Organism: Pimephales promelas (fathead minnow)
Lineage: Eukaryota; Metazoa; Chordata; Actinopteri; Cypriniformes; Leuciscidae
Gene: atrnl1a
Product: attractin like 1a
Cellular component (GO): Golgi apparatus
Molecular function (GO): protein binding
Source: RefSeq, a predicted model, not a curated record
AGCAUCAGUAGGGAAGGGAACUGCACAUUGUUUUGGAUAGGACUUGAACUGUCAUUCCCCCCGUGUGCAUCUCUGAGAGAAACAAAGGCGAAACGACAACAACAGCACGACUUAGGCUAUUGCUCGGAAACGCAUGCUCGAAUCAUGCAGUUAUUUUUGCGACCAUGUUGAAACAGUUUACGAACAUAACUGCACAUCUGUAUCUCAUAUGUCGCAAUUUCUGGAACGAUAUAAAUUAUAUGGUUUUGGCUUUAUUUGGAAUAACGCGCUGCGUACAACCUCGAGAGCUGACUGGAAAAAAGUUCCUUUACAUAUCGGGUACUAAAUUCCUGCAUGGUGGCAAUGACAACAAACUACACAUUGUAGCAAAACCAUGAGGAGCGUUUCUGUGCUCUGUGAAGAAUUUAGAUUUAAAAAUCUGAAGUCUAAUGAAGACUGUAACCUCAUCUCUAUGCUUAGAUCAGAGGAGAACGGGAGGAUGGAUUUUGGCAGAAGAAUGUCUCCAGCCUUCUCCACGAAGUGUUUCCUAUUUAGGACUGAGGAGCUCAGGACGUACCUUUUCACGUUUGUGAUGUUUUACCUGUUAAUAUGCACUGAAGGAUCCUAUUCUAAAACCUGUGAUAACUGCAUCUUUGGAAGAUGUAUCAAUGGAACUUGCGUCUGUGACCAGGGAUGGGCUGGAGAUCAGUGUCAACAUUGCCAAGGGAAAUUCAAGUUGACAGAGUCCUCAGGAUCACUCACCGAUGGACCAGUUAACUACAAGUACAAGACUAAAUGCACUUGGCUCAUUGAAGGAUACCCAAAUGCUGUGCUGAGGUUGAGGUUCAACCAUUUUGCCACAGAGUGCAGUUGGGAUCACAUGUAUGUUUUUGAUGGAGACUCUAUUUAUGCACCUUUGAUAGCUGUGUUUAGUGGCCUGGUUGUCCCAGAAACAAAAGGAAAUGAAACCAUUCCAGAGGUGGUGACCACAUCUGGAUACGCGUUGUUGCACUUUUUCAGUGAUGCUGCCUACAAUCUUACAGGAUUCAACAUCUUAUAUUCGCUAAACUCUUGUCCUAACAACUGUUCAGGUCAUGGAAGGUGUACUACGGGCAACUUCAUCUCUAGCAGUGUUUACUGCGAGUGUGAGCGAUACUGGAAAGGUGAGGCGUGUGAUAUUCCCUACUGUUGGGAUGACUGUGGCAGUCCUGACCGUGGAUACUGCGACCUCACCGGAGAAAAGCUCUGCGUCUGCAAUGACAGCUGGCAAGGUCCAGAUUGCUCUUUAAAAUUUCCUUCGACUGAACCACACUGGUUUCUGCCUAACGUGAAGCCUGAUGGACAGUCACUAGGCCGGGCUUCUCAUAAAGCAGUGGUUCUUGGGAAGCUGAUGUGGGUGAUUGGAGGGUUUACCUUUAACUACAGCUCCUUUCAGAUGGUUAUAAACUAUAAUCUAGAAAGCAGCACAUGGGAUGUGGUGCCAAUCAAUGGUGGCCCUCUGCAGCGCUAUGGACACUCUCUGGCUCUUUACAAGGAUGAUAUCUACAUGUUUGGUGGGAAGCUCGAGGCAGGCUCUGGGAACAUAACAGAUGAACUGUGGCAGUUUGAUACACGUAGCCGUUCCUGGUCCCUCAGGACGCCCAGUCCCUUGCUGCAGUCCCAACACUUCGCCGUGGAGGGACAUACUGCUCAUAUAGUUGACAACAGAAAUGGAGAGCCUAUCAUGGUGGUGUUUUUUGGCUAUUCACCAAUUUAUAGCUACCUCAGCCACGUCCAGGAGUACAACAUUCGCACUAACUCCUGGUUGGUGGCAGAGACGAAUGGAGCGCUGGUGCAGGGAGGAUAUGGUCACAGCAGCGUUUAUGACAGCUCCUCACAUUCCAUAUAUGUCCAUGGAGGAUACAAAGCCCUCCCUGCCAACAAAUAUGGCCUAGUGGAUCAUUUAUACCGCUAUCAGGUCAACACGCACACCUGGUUUAUUCUGAAGGAAAGCGGCCUGGCAAGGUACCUCCACUCCGCUGUGCUGAUCAGUGGAGUUCUUCUGGUGUUCGGGGGAAACACUCAUAAUGACACCUCACUCAGUAACGGGGCCAAAUGCUUCUCCUCCGACUUCCUCUCCUAUGACAUAGCAUGUGAUGAGUGGACAGUUCUUCCAAAUCCCAGUCUUCAUCGUGAUGUCAAUCGCUUUGGACACACAGCUGUUGUCAGUAAUGGCUCAAUGUACAUUUUUGGUGGUUUCUCUGGUGUGAUUCUGAACGAUGUGCUGGUGUAUAAGCCUGCCAGCUGUGAGGCCUUCCCGGAGGUGGAUCUUUGUCAGAGCGCUGGUCCUGGUGUUCGCUGCGUCUGGAUCAAAGAACGCUGUGUACCCUGGGACUCCAGCCAUGCUAAUGACAGUGUGCCUGCCUCCUUCUGCCCUGCGCGCACCAAUGGAGCUGAUAAGCAGUGUCAGCAGUUUUCUGACUGUGCUUCCUGUACGGCCAACACCAAUGACUGCCAAUGGUGUGAAGACAAGAAAUGCAUCUCUUCUUCAAGCAACUGCACUGUGCUUACAAUUGAGCUUGCCCGCCACCCUCGAGGUCCCCUGUACCUCAACCCUCCCCCUGCCAUGCUGUCUGAUCACCAGCUCUCUAUUUGGAGACCCGGUCUGCGCAAAACUGGCCAGUCUGUGAAGAACUAUACCAAAUGCAGUGUUCGAGGUGAGCAGGUUUGUACCAAACUGGGGAAUUGCAGGAGUUGCUCGCUUAACAUCAACUGUCAGUGGGAACCACAACAGCAGGAAUGUCAUACUCUGCCUGCCCACCUGUGUGGAGAGGACUGGAGUCAGAUUGGAGAUGCAUGUCUGAGGCUGAAUGCCAGUAAGGAGAGUUAUGAUAAUGCCCAGCACUACUGUAAGAACCUGGAUGGCAACAUUGCAUCUCUAACCUCAGCCAGGCAGGUAGACUUCAUACUGGAUGAGCUGCAGAAGUAUCAGCUACAUGGGAGGAAACUCACUCCCUGGGUGGGUCUAAGGAAGAUAAAUGUUUCAUACUGGGGGUGGGAGGACAUGUCUCCCUUCACUGCCAGCACGCUGCAGUGGUUACCAGGGGAGCCAAGUGACUCAGGUUUUUGUGCGUACCUGGAAAGAGCUGAGGUAGCCGGACUCAAAGCCAAACCCUGCACUGCCAACACUGAGGGGUUGAUCUGUGAGAAGCCAGUUGUGAGCCCAAACCUUACCAUGCGUCCAUGUAAGAUGCCCUGCUCCCUGCGAACCACCUGUGCCAACUGCACCAGUCAGGCCAUGGAGUGUAUGUGGUGUGGCAGCACCAAGCGCUGUGUGGAUUCCAACGCGUACGUCAUCUCCUUCCCUUACGGCCAGUGCCUGGAGUGGCAAACUGGAGACUGUGGAGUUCAGAACUGUUCAGGUCAUCGUACAUGUGGUCAGUGCCUGGGACAGCCUGAUUGUGGUUGGUGCGGAGACCCCACAGACACAGGUCAGGGCCAGUGUAUUGAGGGAUCAUACCGUGGACCAAUGAGGAGCCUGAGUAGACAGAGCCGAGAGAGGGUAUUGGACACCAGUAUCUGUUCAAGGGAAAAAGGCUAUGACUGGGCCUACAUAACCUGCCCAGCAUGUCAGUGUAACGGACACAGUGUGUGUGUUAAUGGCAGUGUAUGUGAGCAGUGCAAGAAUCUCACAACUGGGUCGCAGUGCCAGAUCUGUCUACCUGGUUACUAUGGAGACCCAACUAAUGGAGGGAAAUGCCAAGCCUGCAGAUGUAACAACCAUGCUAACGUGUGCCACUCCAACUCAGGGAAAUGCUACUGUACCACUAAAGGGGUCAAAGGGGACCAGUGCCAGCUAUGUGAUUCCGAAAAUCGCUACCUUGGAAACCCACUUAGAGGAACAUGUUACUAUAAUCUUCUGAUAGACUACCAGUUCACCUUUAGUCUGCUUCAGGAGGACGAUCAGCAUUACUCAGCUAUUAACUUCAUGGCGACUCCGGAAGAGACCAACAAGAAUCUCGAUAUGUCAAUUAAUGCGUCUAACAAUUUCAACAUCAACAUAACGUGGUCUAUAGGCUCAACAGCGGGUACGAUCUCAGGGGAGGAAUUCCCCAUAGUGUCCAAGACUAACAUCAAAGAGUACAGAGACAGCUUCUCCUGUGAGACUUUCUCCUUCCUUGCAAAUCCCAACAUCACUUUCCAUGUUUAUGUCAGCAACUUUUCAUGGCCAAUCAAAAUACAGAUCUCCUUCUCUCAGCACAGCAGCAUCAUGGACUUGGUGCAGUUCUUUGUCACAUUUUUCAGCUGUUUCCUGUCCCUGCUGCUGGUUGCUGCUGUGGUUUGGAAAGUCAAACAGACGUGCUGGGCAUCACGCAGGAGAGAGCAACUAAUGAGAGAGCGCCAGCAGAUGGCCAGCCGUCCGUUUGCCUCUGUUAUAGUGGCACUCGAUUCUCCAGAGGAAGAGGAGGAGCUUCUGCAGGGCCAGGUGGAGGCUGGUCCCAUAGCUGUUGAGCCAUGUUCUGGGAAUUGUGCUGCUGUGCAAACAUUGCUGAUGAGUCUUCCACGGGCAUCUUCUGGAGUGCCUCCCCCCGGCCAGUGUGGCAUUACCAUAGCCAGUGCUCUUAUUGAUACGUCUCAGCAGAGACCCGGUGACUUCAAAGACAAGGGCUUGAGUCUAAAGAGCCGCAAACAGCAGCACACGGUGCACCAGGGAACCUGCGUUUGAACCAGCCGACUGACCUCACAGGAACCUCCGGGACGCAGGGAUUCUGAUCUCUUUUCUCCCCUCUCUCUCUCUCUCUCUCUCUCUCUCUCUCUCUCUAGAAGGUAUUGAUGAGAGGGGAGCUCUUGAAGUGUAAAUGACAAAGGAGGGUUGAGACAUUAGUAGUCCGUGUGUGGCUCCUCCUAAAUUCCACGCUCCAUAGUGGAGCUCGUAUUCCCUCAGUAUUGAUUGAACCUCUGUAGAGGACAUCUGCAUUUUGAUUGUGCCCACUGGGUUUCUGUUUUUCAACAGCUGCUUCUCAAAAGGGGAGUGAAACUCACUGUGACCCUUAAAAGGUUACAGGCCAGAAUGAGUCACCUGAUCACAUAUGUAGAGGUAACCCUUUCUCUUUUAGGGUUUCAUUUUGUCAUUUAUUGAAAUGUGUUUUGAUGACUCUUUGAUACAGUAAUUAUCGUUAGCCGAGGACUGUAUUCAAUACAUACAUUUAAUACAUUGUUUUUCGAACAGAAACAAAAUAUGUUGAAGACGUCUAACUCUGCGAAGUCAGGACGUGCGUGUGGAAAGUUUAAUUUUGUCUUGCAGAACUGACAUUUGUAUCUCCUAGUGGCUAUACACUUAUAUUCAAGAACUGAAAAGACCACAUACAUAUAAUUUAGCUUUGAACUUGACUGUAUGCUAGUAUGCCACAGUAUAUGAAUAGAUAGAUAAAGAUUCACUUUUAGACAACAUACAUUAUUUGGGGUCAGUAAGCUUUGUUUUAUGAAAUUAAUAGCUUAGUUCAGCUAGGAUGUAUUAAAUUAUGCAAAAAC